CCUCGUCGAUCAGCCCGCAUCUCCACUUCCACCUCUCAGUCUGCGAGCUCCUCGCUCGAGCCCGAAGAGCGGACUCGCCCGCAGCGUCUCACCCGCAGCCGCCCCAACGCUUCGCAGCUCCUCCAGGUCCGCUCGCAAAGCGACGAGGAGGUGGUGGACCAGGGCGGGAUCUCGGCCACGUCCGUCGCUGGGAACCGGUACACGAGUGCGUUCGAGGCCGCCGGCUUCGAGACGCUCUCGUGGCAGAAGGACCGAGAGCGGCUCGCGCGCGAGUUCGCGCCGGUGACGCAGCUUGCGGAGGACAUCCCGCACGAUCUCCAAGACCGGCUGAACGCGCUCCCCGCGGCGGCGCGCGCCGCAGGCGACAUGCAGGUCCACAUCUUUGAGGGCGAAAUCCGGGCGAACACCGCGCGUGACGAGCCCCGUGCCCCGCCGAUUCGGGUGGUGAACGACGUAGACGACGAGCCGACGCCGCCGCUCGAGUUCUACUACUCGAACCUGAUGUGGCACGGGACGGAGGUGCCUCCGCCGAACUACAACGAGCUGAAGGGCUGCGGGUGCCGCGGUCCGUGCGACCCGAACUCGAAGACGUGUCUGUGCGCGCUGCGGCAGCGUAGCCUCGUCGAAGAGCACAUUGAAUAUCCGAUGUGCAUCGGGUUCUCGUACGAAGGGGGGCGGCUCAAGCGAGGGCGGGAGGAACUCCCGGUCGUCGAAUGCAACAUGAAUUGCGGAUGCUCGGAUGACUGUCCGAACAGGGUUGUUCAACAAGGCCGAAAGCAUGCGUUGGCGAUCCGGAAGACGCCCGACAAGGGAUGGGGUGUGUUCGCGGGUCCCCAGAAGAUCCCUGCGUAUACGUACCUUGGGGUCUACGCCGGCGAAUAUCUUACUGGCGUAGCCGCAGAAAAGCGAGAAUUCGCUUACAACAAGUUCGGACGAACGUACCUGUUCGACAUAGACUUCUACUACACAGGUUUGAACGAUUAUAGCAUCGACGCGUAUCAUGUGGGCAAUAACCACAGCUGCGACCCGAAUUGUUGGAUUGUAGGCACAUACAUCAACGAGUCCAACAUGGAAAAACCGCUACUCGCCAUCUUCACUGUGGCAGAUAUUGAGCCUUACCAGGAGCUUUGCUUCUCCUACGCUGGCCGGUUGGACGAAGAAGACCUUGCAAAGGAGGCGGAUGGAGAGGCGAGUCCUUCUGAUCUAGCUCUCUUCCCUUUCAACGAUGCCAUUCACAUUCCUUGUAGAUGUGGAGCUGCCAUAUGCACUGGGAAAAUGUGGAAGUAG
Epithele typhae is the source of this 1287-nucleotide messenger RNA. Its product is annotated as SET domain-containing protein. The transcript has 6 exons. Gene Ontology annotation, molecular function: histone methyltransferase activity; zinc ion binding; protein binding. The record is from RefSeq and is a predicted model, not a curated record. The annotation marks the transcript as partial. NCBI's taxonomy places the organism in Eukaryota, Fungi, Basidiomycota, Agaricomycetes, Polyporales, Epitheliaceae. Gene Ontology annotation, cellular component: nucleus.